Coregonus sp. 'balchen' is the source of this 13009-nucleotide messenger RNA. Lineage: Eukaryota; Metazoa; Chordata; Actinopteri; Salmoniformes; Salmonidae. The record is from the annotation of a GenBank genome assembly.
AUGCAGAAGAUUCUAAACAAAUUGGGGGGGGAAAUGUAUUUCUGGAUUGGUCUGACUGACUCAGAGAAGGAAGGGAUCUGGAAAUGGGUGGAUGGAACAACACCAACCACAACACAGUGAGUGAAAUGCAGAGUAACAUAUCAAUUACAAUGCAGCAGGCACAGUAACCAAUAAUCACUAGUUUUUCCUCCUGGGUUGACUGUUAACUGAACUGGUUGGUUCUUAGAUUCUGGAGAGAAGGAGAGCCAAAUAAUGCCCAGGGGGGUGAGAACUGUGCAGUCUUCAACAGCUUCAGCGAUAACCUGGGAAAUAUACAAUCAUGGAAUGACCAGCCUUGCUCAUUGCUUAUCCAUUGGGUAUGCAACUACACACUACACUCCUCCUAAUAGGCCUACACAUCAUGAUGGCAUCUGCCCACAGGAGAAAUACUGAAUUCCAAAAACUAAGCAGUGCAUCUCCUACAAGUUGAUGCUGACAAGGCCUGCCAGGAAAACGGAUGACCCAUAACACAUGUAAAAAAGGCCCACUAAUUAGCUAACGAUUAAAAUUAAUGAAAGUUAAAAUUGAAUCUACGUCAGACGUUAAUUCUUAAAGUCGGCUGUUUUGGCAUGUGUUUUGGAUAAUCUGAAUACCCUUGUCACGGUUUCGGCCGAGGCUGCCUCUCUCCCUUGUUCGGGCAGGUUUCGGCGUUCGUCGUCUCCGGAAUUCUAGCUGCCACCGCUGUAUGUUUCAUGUUCGUUUGCUUUUGUCUGUUUGUUUCCACACCUGUUUCUGUUUUGGCGUAAUUAGUGUCCUAUAAGUUUCUCGUUGUGUUUGUCUAGUGUUGUGUGUAAUUAUUUUCCGUCAGUUGUGUGUAUUGCUCGGUUGAGCUUCUCUCCACUACUCUGGAGUAUUAUCGCACCUGUUUGUGCGCGGUUACAUUUUGUCGCACCUGUUUGUGCGCGGUUACAUUUUGUCGCACCUGUUUGUGCGCUGUUUCUUUUCGCCGUUGUGCGUAAUUUUCGCCUUCGGGCCAAGUUGUCCUUUUUGCCUAUGUAUGGGCAGUAAUACAAGAGAUUGGAAUAUCGUUCUGAGUCCUGCGUUUGAUUCCACCAUUACACCUACAGCACGCCCUGACAGAAUUACACACCAUCUAUGGAAUCAGCAGGAGCCGAAGCAGCCCAGACGAGACUGGAGGCCCAGGUUCGGGACCAACAAGAUCAGCUCCUGCAGAUGGGGACCGCCCUGCAGGAGGUGAUUUCCACCCUCCGAGGCUGGGGUACGCCUCCACCGCCUCCGCCCUGCCAGCACCAUCGGCCAGCCCGCCCAUUCCAGCGCCGGAACCUCGGAGGAGUCCGACUAUCUCUCCGAGGGCCUACGACGGAACCGCGGCUGGGUGUCAGGAUUCCUACUCCAGGUGGAGCUAUACCUGGCCACAGUGCACCGGCACCUUCAGGGCAUGAGAGCGUGUCCGCCCUGAUCUCCUGCCUGGCGGAAAAGCGUUGGAGUGGGCCAACGCGGAAGUGGAGGAAGAUCGACGCCACGACGAUUACUUACAACCGAGUUCUCCCGCCGCUUCAGGGCCGGUGUUUGACCAUCCCCCGGAGGGAAAGCGGCGGGGGGGAGCGUCCUGGUCUUCCUCCGGCAGGGGGAGGAGAGUGCCCCAGGAUUCGAGCUCGAAUUCGCUACUCUAGCGGCAGAUGCAGGGUGGGAAUGAUCGGGCCCUCAUCGAUCUAUACAGAUGUAGCCCUACGAGAGGACGUCCGUCUAGGGAGAUGGCUUCGUAGGGACACCAGCCUCUCUUUCGACCAGCUGGUUGACAUGUCCAUCAGGCUGGAUAACCUACUGGCUACCCCGCGACGUCCUGCGGGAGGGGUCCGUCCAUUUCACCCUCCAGCGCCUCCGAGCCGUGUCCUAUGGAGCUCGGGGCGCUGGCGUUAGAGUGGAGGAGGAGUCGGCGGCUAGGGGGUCCAUCCACUGCACCAACUGUGGUCGGGGGGGGCGGACACACCGCGGCUAGGUGCUGGGGAUGGCCUCCUAGGGGAGAUGACGACAGGUCCCGCACUGGGGAUUCCCUCCAGGUGAGUAGGCCGCCCCACUCACCCAGAGCUCACUGUUGCCCAUUUUUGUAUGCCUGUACGUUUUCCACAGGUAGCCACCUCAUUCCCAGCAUAAGGCGCUGGCAGAUUCAGGCGCGGCUGGGAAUUUUAUUGAUAAAAGUUUGUUUUAGCGUUAGGGAUUCCCCUCAUUUCCUGUUGAUGUUCCUUUUCCCGUUCACGCCCUAGAUAGUCGUCCGUGGGUACGGGCUUAAUUCAGGGAGGUCACGGCGCCACUUAGGAUGUGGGCGCAGGGGGAUCAUCAGGAGAUGAUUCAGCUGUUCCUGAUUGACUCUCCUGCGUAUCCGGUGGUGCUGGGCAUGCCCUGGUUGAGUACCCAUAACCCAGCUAUUUCGUGGCAGGAGGAGGGCUCUGAUGGAGUGGUCUGCUCAGUGUGUGGGUAGAUGUUUGGGCGUUUCCGUAGGGGCUACUCGGUGGAGAGUCCAAACCAGGUGCCCGCAUUGCACGUUCCACCUGAGUAUGGGGAUUUGGCUAUUGCGUUUAGUAAGGCGAGGGCGACGCGGUUGCCACCCCAUAGGCAGGGAGAUUGUGCGAUAGACCUCCAGGCAGAGCUGCGCUCCCACGGAGCCAUGUGUAUCCUCUGUCUCAGGAGGAGAAGAAAGCUAUGGAGAUUUACAUAGACGAAUCGCUGAGACAAGGAUACAUACGGCCUUCCACUUCCCCUGCGUCCUCGAGUUUCUUUUUCGUGAAGAAAAAGGAUGGUGGUUUGCGCCCGUGCAUCGAUUACCGUGGGUCUCAAUCAGAUUACGGUGAAGUAUAGUUAUCCACUCCCGCUGAUUGCGACCAUGACUGAGUCGUGCAUGGGGCGCGUUUCUUCACGAAAUUAGAUCUCAGGAGCGUGUACAACUUGGUGCGCAUCAGGGAGGGUGAUGAAUGGAAAACAGCCUUUAGUACCACCUCGGGCCCAUUACGAGUAUCUGGUCAUGGCAUACGGGUUGAUGAACGCUCCGUCAGUUUUCCAAUCAUUUGUGGAUGAGAUCUUCAGGGACAUGCAGGGGCAAGGGGGGUGGUGGUUGUACAUUGAUGACAUUCUCGUGUACUCACCUACCCGUGUCGAGCAUGUGGCCUGGGUGCGUAGAGUGUUGCGGAGGCUGGUGGAGCACGACCUGUAUGUGAAGGCAGAGAAGGGUCUGUUUUUCCAGGAGUCGGUCUCCUUUUUGGGUUUAUCAGUUGUCUGCGGUCAGGGGUGAAGAUGGAGGUUUAGACCGGGUGUCGGCCGUGCGUUAAUUGGCAAAACAACCAAACCACUGUGAAGGGGUGGUGCAGCAGCUUUUUGGGGUGCAAAACUACAGGAGUGUUAUCCGGUUUUUUGGGAAGGUGGCGCUCCCAUCACGUCUCGGUUGAUUGAAGGAGGGGUGUCCGAGAUGGUCCUGCAGCGGUCGGCAGACCGGCGGAAGUGGCGUUGUGGGGAGCGGCAGGACAUGUUACCCUAGGCCACGGUGCUGCGCGCAGGUCUCCGGAUGCCCUCUUUUGCCGUUCCAGGCUAGAGGUGCGAGCCCGCCCGUCCGCGAGGGACGUGCGGGUUAGGAGCGAUGUGCUUUCAAAAACGGCUGGCGCGCCACCCUAAAAUCCAGCCCCUGUGCCUGUUUAUCUAGAAGCUCAGUCGGCGGGAGACGGAAAUUGAGUAGGGGACAGGGAGCUUGUAGCCGUGGUACAGUCUCUAAAGGUGGACGGGCACUGGCUUGAGGGUGGCUCAAACCCUUCAUCAUUUUGACGGACAACGUACCCUGCGAGUUACGUCCCCGGGCGGCGACGGCGUGUGAACCCUUGCCAGCAAGAGGGAGAUAGGUUCUGACCAGUUUACUUUAAGAUCACGUACACCCCUGGGUCCACAGAAUGGCAAGGGCACGAAAUGCGGCUGUUCUCGGCAGGUUUAUGACACGGAGGAGAGGUCGUGGUACCCCAAUCCCAUAAUGCCUGGAGUCAGUUGUUCGGUUGGCACCACGGUACUGUGUGGCGAGGUCCGUAUGCUCGAACUCGGAGCGCGAGUGCAGUUACGCACGACCAUAGGCCAACCACAGUGGCCCGGAGGGUCGGCCGUGGGUACGUUCCGCUCGGGGUUAGGGAUUCGAUUCGAUAUAUUGGGAUCUACACGUUCACCUCUCUUGACAUCGGGUAUCCGGCCACGGGACCGGACAGUGCACUGUUAUUAGUACAAGUACCGGGUUGGCCACGUUCUGGCAAGGGAGUGGGGUAGUUUCCUUCCCCUGUCGUCGGCUGUGAGCCGUGUACAGCGCCUAGAAUCUACUCAGGGAAGUUUGCUACCUGCCCGUUCCCACGACCAGGUCCACUCUCAGGGACUUAUAACAGACCUUCCCCCUCUACCAAGGGAAAUAACUACCCAUCCCUGGGUCGUUGGGGUUAAGGUUAUUAAGCCUGGGUUUGAUCCCCAUGACGGGUCUUGUCACAGCCUACAACUGCCGAGGCACUGUGGCACCAUGUGUUUCGGCACUACUGGGUACCCGGGACAGUCAUGCUUGGCUGAUAGGGGUCAACCAAUCACUCCUCAAGAGUCCGAGAGCGUUAUGAGCGGUUGGGGUCUCGGUGAGCCUCACCUCGGGGUACCACCCGCGAGACGUAAUGGGCAGUGAACGCGUUGUGUAAACCAGGACGUGGGGAUUAGGUUCUUCCCAGCAAAACAUACUGCCAGGGAGCCGGACCCACGGAGAGGAGUGGUCAAGUACGUUCCCGGGGCCCCGAGACCUGGCCCAGUGAUCCCUACCCGCAUGCCCUCCACAACCUAAAUCCAUUGCAAGGGGUAGGUACCAGCCGGUCUUGGGACACCCUGGCAGGAGAGCCCAGAUCACCGAGUGCCGCCUGCGGUGGAUCGAGGGAGGCGCGGCGAUCGGAGGCGGAGACUGUGAAGCUGACACACGUCCCACCGGAGAGGGUGGGCCUCCGACGUUCAGAAGGGAGACGCGCUGAUCUCCACCGGCAGUGAGCGCAGGUGUCACGCACGCUACCUGUGAUCGAGUAUGGCCUCGCUACCACGGAAACAUGCCCUCAGAAUGGAACCGGAGGGAAAACCUGGUGGGACGGUUUUUAGUUAGGGCUCACUUUUUACAAGUUGCAUCUGAAGGAAGGCGUUGCUUGCCAACGAGCGUGGGUAUGUUAUAGAUGGACAGAUACCGGUGGAGCUAUAAAGUGUGUUCACCCCUUCCCCGAUGUUCCCUUCCAGGCCGGGUGUAGCGGGCCCACUCCAGCCAAAAAGAGAUCUUGGAGAACAUCCUCCGCCCACGGUCCGGACCAAAUCGAGGGGAUUCCCGGGCACCGGAGUACUACGUGCCGAUUACAAUUCUUGGACAUUCGAGACGUCGGAGGGGGGGGGUUCUCCAUGUAAUUAGUGGAUGUGGGAUGGGGGUAACGGUCCGAAGGGCGGGCUGGGUGCAGAGGGAGAGACGUUUGGGGGACCCCCCCGUCGCUCCGACGGAUUCCUACGGGGGAAGCCGCAGAGCCAUUCAGCGUUCCCAAUCCUGGUCGUCCCCCGGACCGGCCGGAGCAGUCGCGCACGUCGGAGCGCGAGUCAAGGGGGAGUACGGGGUACACUGUAACGUGGUUUCGGCGAGGCUGUCAGUCUAUCACUCCCGCGUUGGUUCGGGAUAGUUUCAGGCGGCGUUAGUCGUCGACGGAAUUAUAGAUGCUAACACCGCUCGUAUGUUCUAAUGUCUCGUCCUUGCCUUUGUUGGUUUUGUUUCCAAAACUGUUAUGUUUUGGAGUUAAGAGUGGCUCCUAUAAGUUCAUCUCGUGGUAGAUUGUGGGGGUCUGGUUGUGUGAGUAUUUUACGUAGUUGUGUGUAUUGCUCUUGUUGAGGCUCUCUCACUAAUCGGCCCAUGAGGUAUUCCAUUAGCUCCAUGUAGUAGAGUGGAUAUCCGCUACCGGUGUGCGCGGUUACCAUUUUGUCGCUCUGUUUGUGCGCGGUACAUUUGUUCGCACCUGUUGUGCGAUGUUUCUGUUCGGCCGUUGUGUCGUAAUUUUCGCUUCGGGCAAAGUGUCCUUUUUGCAGUUGAGGCAGUAGAGUAUACAAGAGAUUGAAUAUUCUCCGAGUCCUGCCAGUUGAUUCCCACCAUUACACCUACAAGCACGCCCGCCUGACAAAAACCACUUUUGAAUUUGCAAUUGGUUUAGGAGGUCAGUACAUAAGGGUAUAAUCCUUCAUGCAUUCCCGUAGUGAGCCCAUAUUGCUGCACGACUUCCUCCGAAGCUGUCCUCCCUUGUUCGGGCAGGCCGGCGUUCGUCGUCAACGGCCUCUAGCCACUGCCGCUCCUCAUAUCUUUCUUCUGUCAUUUGUUGUAUGUUUUAGUACACACCCCGGUGCAUAUUCCCACUCAUAAGUACAUGUACAAGUGUUCACUCUGCCCCCUUGGUCUUUGUGUGUGAUUUGUUGAUUGUAGAGGAGAUUAUAGCGCGGGGAUCUUGAUUCUAUGUGUAUUGUGGGUUAUACACCCGUCUGCCGUUAUUUCCCAAGGCGCCGUUUUCCAGCCACUGGGAUGUAUUAGCAUUGAUACGUACCCUGUUUAUGAUUAAACCAUGCAAUUCCGUGAUUUCCUAUCUGCGUCUGAGCGCUCGUCUCCAACGCACGUACAAUGUGCAGGAAUAAAUAAUAAAAACUCGUUGGCAAAAAAGUCCAGUUAACUAUGACAACUUGCUCCCUCUAAUGCCUAGAAUAGGCAUAAAGCAUGUCAUAGUGCGUAUACAUUACAGUAUGUAGGGAGAACUACUUAGAUGCUGAAGAGAACUGAUUUAAAGUGAAUAUGAGAAUGCAAGUAACCUGAAAGCUGAUUGAAUGUUCAGGGUCAGUUCCUAAUUACCCAUCCAACGUGGCUUCAAUGUGAGUGUACAAGACAGCUGCUUUAAACUGAGCAUUCUUGUCAGAUGGAUGAUUUUACAAAUAAACAUUGGAAGCUAAGAGAUCAGCCAUCUUUGAUUCAUAGGAUCGUGCACAUGACAAUAAAAAGAAUUGAGUAAAUAGCUUUGGUAAUGUGAUUUUUUAAGAAAUCUGUAUUGGACUGUCCAUAGCAGAUGAAACUCAUACUCCUAUUUCUUAUGUAAUAAGGGCUUCAUUAAUGAAAUGAAAUUGCGAUAUUGCUAUGAAUUAGUUAUCAAUUAACGCGAACACAGAGCUGGUCGCGACCUAGCCAAUGACCAGUAUUGUCCCCCACGAUCCGUCGUCGUAAGCUAACCGUGACCAAGGCGGUAAGAUGAUAGGAGUAAAUUUUAUGAGAACUUAACCCCAAACACAAAAAUACGAUCAGUUCAAAGGUUCACCAACAACAAACCAUAAAAGAUCAAGAUCCCACAAUAAUGUGCCAACCGGCUGGACUAAGUAUGUUUCGCCAGAGCAGAGGAAGAGACAACGAGCAACAGCUGCCUCUGACGGGACCACCGGCCAACAUAGAUCUAAACGAUCUAGAAUAAACACAUAGAAACUAAACCAAGCAUAGAAACUAACACCUGGCCCUCCAACAUAAAAGAGCACCAGCCCCGGGCCGUGACCUGUGUACCAAACCACCAACAGGCUCAGGACUCCGCGGACCGCGGCCAACUAAACCAAACAGGGGAGGGGGCAGGGUGGGCAUCUGCCGCGGCAGGUCAGUCCGGCUGCCGCUCGGGCGCGGAAACACACUCUCUACUCGCCCUCGUGGUAUGGCACUGCUGACGGAGCGGCCGGGAUGAAACACCGGUGGAGAGCGGAUUUGCUAUGGCUCGGCGUCUGGAGAAGUCGACGGCGCAGGACCAGGCACAGGGGAACAGGACGGACAGUGCCGGACUGACGACACGGCCCACCACAAUGAUGGGGUGAGGGGAGCGAGAGAAGGGCCGACCGGCGAUGACGAGACGCACCACGGCUUGGAGUGCGGGGGGGGGAGCAGGAACGGGCCGGAACGGGCUGACGAAAAUGCGCAACACUGGCUUGGUCGGGGGAGAAGAUAGGAAAAGCGCCGAAACAGGCGGCUGGCGACGAGCACCAUGGCUGGUGCGGGGAGCAGGAACAGCAGGCCGGCCAGCUGGAUGACGGCCACAAGGCUUGUGUGCGGGGACAGCGGAACAGGCAGGGCCGGGCGGCGAAGCGCACCACUGGCUGGUGCGUCGGGGAGGGGAGCUAGGCCCCAGGAAAAAGGCCAGGACCGGGGCUGGCGACGCGCACCACAGGCUUGGGCGAGGGCAGUUUUAACCCCCCCUUUUUUCCCCCCCCCCCUUCGUAAACCACCUUUUGGGGGCCCCCCCCCCACCCCUUCCGGGCCCCCCCCCCACCCCCCCCCCCCCCCCGAACCCCUUUUCCCCCCUUUUCUUUAGAUUUCUUCCAUUUGGGGCCCCUCAAAACCUCUCUCUAAACUGGUUACUGUAUAUUUCCCUCACAUCAUUGCCACGUGUGAACUUUUAGUUGUUGUGUUCAAUGGUGACCCCUUGCUCAAAUUGGGGGUUUUUUGAUUUUGUCCCUGGCUACCAUUACAGCACGGGUGCACAAAAUGAAAUGUGUUGGCCCAAUUUGUCAAAACCCAGGAAAAUGCUUAUGGUUUUUCCCAAAAGAGUGAUUGAUUAAAUCAGGGGUUUUCGGAAACUGGCAUUUGGUUCGACAAUAGGUUUGUUUUUUUAGCAAUUGAGAAAAACUUUAUAAAUAUAGAAAAAAAUUUGGUCGUAUACCUAAAUUGCGUACUCUUCUCUUUCUAUAGGCCCCUGUCCUGAGGGUUUGGGGGAGAAUCGAUGUAGCUGUUAUGACUUCUCUAAAAACGUAAAACUUGGGGGAAAAGGGCAAAAAACUAAAGGGAAAGGAGCGACGGGUUCUAAACAGCAAGAGGACUUUUGUGUUUUGGUGCGAGAGGGGAGAGAAGAGAAGAGAGAGAGAGAGAGGAGAGAAGAAGAAGAGAGAAGAUUAUGGAGAAGAAGAGGGGAAAUCCUAGAGAUAAAAUAUCAGCCCCGUUUAAAAUGUUUUUUUUUUUUCCCCUUCUCCCCCGUUCUCUCUCGGCUCUAUCCCUCUCUCUUUCUCUCUCUUUUUCCCCUCCACCCCUCCCUCUCCUCUCUUCCCCUCUCUUCCUUUCUCUCUCCUCUCCCCCCUUCCCUUUGUUUUGAAAAUUUUUCUAAACUUGGGGAAAAAAUGUUUUUUCGGGUUUUGGUUUUAAACGACUCAAAAGGAAGGGAUCGGAAAUGGGGGGAGGGAAAAACCCCCCACCCAACACGUGAGAAAAAGGCAAAAACUACAAUUCAAUGCAGCGGCACUAAACCAAAACACUUUUUUUUUUUUUUUCCUCCUGGGUUGAUGAAAACGGGGCUGGUUGUUCUUAUUUUUCUUUUAAAGAAAGGAGAGCCAAAUAAUGCCCAGGGGGAUGAGAAACUGUGCAGUCUUCAACAGCUUCAGCGAUAACCUGGGAAAUAUACAAUCAUGGAAUGACCAGCCUUGCUCAUUGCUUAUCCAUUGGGUAUGCAACUACACACCUAAAGUGUCCUCCUAAUAGGCAUACACAUCAUGAUGGCAUCUGCCCGCAGGAGAAAUACUGAAUUCCAUUGCAAAAAAAAACUAAGCAGUGCAUCUCCUACAAGUUGAUGCUGACAAGGCCUGCCAGGAAAAACGGAUGACCCAUAACACAUGUAAAAAAGGCCCAGUAAUUAGCUAACGAUUAAAAUUAAUGAAAGUUAAAAUUGAAUCGCCAAUUUGUAAGUCGCUCUGGAUAAGAGCGUCUGCUAAAUGACGAAAAUGUAAAUUUAAAUCUACGUCAGUCGUUAAUUCUUCAAGUCGGCUGUUUUGGCAUGUGUUUUGGAUAAUCUGAAUACCCUUUUGAAUUUGCAAUUACGUUUAGAUUUGCUCUGACAUUAAGGUUAAUCCUUCCUGCAUUUCAGUAGUAGCACAUAUUGCUGUCACGACUUCCUCCGAAGCUACCUCCUCUCCUUGUUCGGCCAGGCUUCGGCGUUCGUCGUCACCGGCCUUCUAGCCACUGCCGCUCCUCAUAUCUUCAUUCCAUUUGUUUUGUCUUGUUUAUUACACACACCUGGUUCAUAUCCCCUCAUCAGUACCUGUACAAGUGUUCCAUCUGGCCCCUGGUCUUUGUGUGUGAUUGUUUAUUGUAGAGGAGAUUAUAGCUCGGUGGAUCUUGAUUCUAUUGUGUAUCGCUGGGUUAUUCACCCGUCUGCCAUUAUUUCCCCAGUGCGCCGUUUGUCCGCACUGGUGUGUAUUACGCAUUGCUGCGUAGCUCUGUUUAUUGAUUAAACAAUUUAUUCCGUGAUUUCCUCUCCUGCGUCUGACGCCGUCCAACAUCCCCCGCUACAAUUGCAGAAUAAAUUAAUAAAACUCUUUGCAAAACAUUCCAGUUAACUAUGACUAACAUGCUCCCUCUAAUGCCUAGAAAGGCAUAUAGAAGGUCAUAGUGCAGAACAUUAAAGUAUUAGGUAGAAUUACUUAAGAUUGCUGAAGAGAAUUGAUUAAAUUGUAAUAUGAGAAUGCAAGUAAGCUGAAAGCUGAUGUGACAUGUAGGUUCAGUCAUAAUCUAACCAUCCAACAGUGGCUUCAACUGUGAACAAGACAGCUGCUUUAAACUGAGCAUUUCUUUGUCAGAUGGAAUGAUUUUACAAAUAAACAUUUUGGAAGCUAAGAGAUCAGCCAUCUUUGAAUUUAUAGUAUCGUGCACACUGACAAUAAAAGUAUUGAUAAUUCUAGCUUUGUUCAUGUGCUUUUUUUAGAAAUCUGUAUUGUAUUGUCAUAGUAGCAUACACUCAUACUCAAUAUUUUCUAUGUAAUAAUGUCACUUAAUGAAAUUGCGAUAUUCUAUGAAUAGCUAUAAUUAAGCGAACCAGAGCUUGGUCAGCGACCUAGCCACUGACCAUUCUUGUCACGAUCGUCGUAAGAACCGGACCAAGGCGCAGCGUGAUAGGCGUACAUCUUUUAAUGAGUACUUUAACACCAACAACAAAACGAUACAUCUAAAGGUUCACCAACACAAACCUAUACAGAUCAAGAUCCCACAAUUAACUGUGCCAAACAGGCUGCCUAAGUAUGGUUCCCAAUCAGAGACAACGAGCAACAGCUGCCUCUGAUCGGGAACCACCCUGGCCAACAUAGAUCUAAACGAUCUAGAAUAAACACAUAGAAACUACAACAUAAAAACUAACACCCUGGCUCAACAUAAAAUAGUCCCCAGAGCCAGGGCGUGACAGUACCCCCCCCCCCCCAAAGGCGCGGACUGCGACCGCGCCAACUAAACCCAACAGUGGAGGGGCCGGGUGGGCAUUCCGCCUCGGAGGCGGAUCCGGCUCCGGGCGUGACCACCACUCUCUCUCGCCCUCGUGGUCUGGCCCUGCUGGCCGAAGCUGGACUGAACACCGGUGGAGCGGAUUGCUCUGGCUCCGGCGUGGAGCAGCUGACCGGUGCCAGACCAGGCACAGGUGGAACAGGCACGGACCGUGCCGGACUGACGACGCGCACCACUGGCUUGGUGUGGGGAGCGGGAAUGGGCCGGACCGGGCUGAUGAUGCGCACCACUGGCUUGGUGCAGGGAGCAGGAACGGGCCGGACCGGGCUGACGACGCGCACCACUGGCUUGGUGCGGGGAGCAGGAACAGGCCGAACCGGGCUGGCGACGCGCACCACUGGCUUGGUGCGGGGAGCAGGAACAGGCCGCACCGGGCUGGUGACACGCACCACAGGCUUGGUGCGAGGGACAGGAACAGGCCGGGCCGGGCUGGCGACGCGCACCACUGGCUUGGUGCGGGGAGCAGGAACAGGCCGGACCGGGCUGGCGACGCGCAACACAGGCUUGGUGCGAGGAGCAGGAACAGACCGGACCGGGCUGGCGACGCGCACCACAGGCUUGGUGCGAGGGGCAGGAACAGGCCGGACCGGGCUGGGAACACACACCACUGGCCUUGUGCGGGGAUCAGGAACGGGCCGGACCGGACUGGUAACACACCCCAGUACCUCUCGCCGUGCCUCUACACUCUCCCUCCCCCUCAUGACCAAUGGCCCCCGUAACCUAGUGGCCUCCUCUCCUAGUCCACAAACUCGCCCUGUAGCUGCCUCCAGCAGCCCCGUCGUCCAUGCCGUGUGCCCCCCCAACAUUUUUUAUUGGGGUUGCCUCUCGCCUGUCCGACGACGGCACGGUUGGUGCUGUACCUCCUCUCUCGUCAGGGCUUUAACUUUUGCCCAUGGCCCUUUACCCGCGAACAUGUCCUCCCAAGACCACCAUUCGCCCUCCUGGGACAUCGCCAACUUCUCCAGUUCCUUUCCCGGUGUCUGCUCCUGAACACGCUGCUUGGUCCUUCUUUGGUGGGAUCUUCUGUCACGAUCGUCAUAAGAGGCAGACCAAGGCACAGCGUGAUAUGCGUACAUCUUUUAAUGAGUACUUAAUACAUGAACAACAAAACGAUACGUGAAGUCUACAGGUUCACCAACACAAACCUAUACAGAACAAUAUCCCACAAAUAACUGUGCAAAACAGGCUGCCUAAGUAUGGAUCCCAAUCAGAGACAACGAGCAACAGCUGCCUCUGAUCGGGAACCACCCUGGCCAACAUAGAUCUAAACGAUCUAGAAUAAACACAUAGAAACUACAACAUAAAAACUAACACCCUGGCUCAACAUUAAAGAGUCCCCAGAGUCAGGGCGUGACAAUUCUUGACCAUUUUCCCUAUGGAUCCCAGGCUAGAGCCAAUCCAUGUGUGUGUCUAUUCUGAAUACAAUAUAGAAAUUGUCCAGUAUUUUAUUCACCUCAAUUGAACAAAAUACAAUUAUGUUUCUUUACAUGAAUAUUAGGGAAAAUAAAUCUCUCUCUCUCUCGCUCUCUCUCUCUCUCUCUCUCUCUCUCUCUCUCUCUCUCUCUCUCUCUCUCUCUCUCUCUCUCUCUCUCUCAUACAUAGAGUGCAUACACACGUUUGUCACCUCAUUUCAAUUUGGGCUCUGGACUGAAUUCAUUCUCAGAGCAUCAGUGA